This is a messenger RNA of Cryphonectria parasitica EP155, 225 nucleotides long. RefSeq lists its product as uncharacterized. The transcript has a single exon. The record is from RefSeq and is a predicted model, not a curated record. The annotation marks the transcript as partial. NCBI's taxonomy places the organism in Eukaryota, Fungi, Ascomycota, Sordariomycetes, Diaporthales, Cryphonectriaceae.
UUGUACGCUUUCUCUACAGCUAAACUAGAAAUACUCAGGAAAUAUUUGGAGAAAAUGCUAGCUAGAAGAUGGAUUCGACUCUCAACUAGCUCUGCUAGCGCAUUUAUACUAUUUGUGCUAAAGAAAGAAAGCGAGCUGCGCUUCUGCAUGAACUAUAGAAUGCUGAAUCGGAUUAUAUACAAGAACUGCACCUCAUUGCCUUUGAUUGCUGAGAUUCUUAAUUAA